CCGAGAUCUCGCGAAGUGGUCACGUGACGUGAACUUCUACAGUUAUUUUUUCAGGCAUGAUGGCGCCAAAUGACACUAUCUCAUAUUAUUUAGAUAUGUACAUUCGUGGGCCUUCUCGCAAGUAAAAGUACCAACCCCAGCUAUGUAGCUGCAAAGCUGCAGAAGACGGGGGUUCUUUUAAAGCUUAAAAAUCAUAAUGUCACAUCGAUCCAAACGUCAGGUCAAUCGCAGUGAUGAUUGUCCAGUGCCUACCAAGAGGCGCAAGGGGCGUCCGCCGGUGGUGGAGGAGGAGGAGGCGUCCUCCAUGGACCCUGGCUGGACUCCUAAGCCCAACAACGACCUCAAGAUAUCCAGCAUCUACAACCGCAGUGCCACCGAGGCUCCAGCCGAGCUGUUCAGAAAAGAUCUGAUCAGUGCCAUGAAGCUGCCAGACUCGGAGCCACUGGGGGCUGAUGAAUACUGGACCAUCUCGGACCAGUGGAAGCAGGAGUGGGAGCGUGGCGUGCAGGUUCCCGUCAACCCAGACUCUCUACCUGGCCCUUCCGUCACCGUAAUCAGCCAGCAUCACCGAGGGUUCAACGACUUCCGUCUGCCUAAAAACAAGUACAUCCGCAUCACAAAAGAUGAAAGCUUCCGAUUCGACGAACACCAUCUCUCCAACAUGCCAGCAAAAGCCGAGAAAGCUUGUUCUUACGAUCUUGACGAAUGUGAUAUUGCGUGGCUUGGGAUAUUGAACGGAGAGCGGGCCUCAAUGGGUCUUCAGCCAAUCCGAGAAGAUCAGUUGGAGAGGGUGGUUGAAGAGUUGGAGAUCAGAUGUUGGGACAAAGUCCAAACCAUCGUCAAGCAGGAAGAGGGCCUUGGCAUUGAGUUUGAUGAAAACGUCAUCUGUGAUGUCUGUCGUUCUCCGGACUCUGAGGAAGGCAACGAGAUGGUAUUCUGCGACUGUUGCAACAUCUGCGUACACCAGGCCUGCUACGGCAUCACUGCUAUCCCCGCGGGCUCGUGGCACUGUAGGACGUGCGCGCUGGGACUGCGGCCCGAGUGUGUGUUGUGUCCCAACAAGGGAGGAGCCAUGAAGUGUACCCGGUCUGGCCACAAGUGGGCUCACGUGUCCUGCGCAUUGUGGAUCCCAGAGGUCAGCAUCGGAUGUGUCGAGCGGAUGGAACCCAUCACCAAAAUCUCCAGUAUACCGCAAAGUCGGUGGGCCCUGAUAUGUGUGCUGUGUCGGGAACGUGUCGGAGCUUGUAUACAGUGUUCAGUCAAGACCUGCAAGACAGCCUACCAUGUGACCUGCGCCUUCAAACACGGCCUCGAGAUGAGAGCGAUCAUUGAGGACGAGAAUGCUGACGACGGCGUCAAGUUAAGAUCUUACUGUCAAAAACACAGUGUCAGUAGUAGUAAAAAGGACAAAAGUGGUUCAGCCUCUGAAGACGAAGAGUGUAAGAAGAAAAAGAGGAAAGACAUGACAUCUGAAGAAAAGAAUCAAGCAAGAGCUGCAAAGCUGCAAGAGAUCGAAGCUGAGUUCCAGAAGCACGUGAACGUGACGGAUGUGACACAUGCUCGCGACGAGGUAGAUCAGGAGGGGGUGGUCGCAAUCUAUAACUACUGGGUGUUGAAGCGACGCGCCGGCUACAACAAGCCACUGUUGGCACCUCGCUCAGAGGACGUAGACCUUCUCACUAAACAGCAGGAGCAAGCGGAUGUGGAGAAGAUGAGAAUGUUCGUACAGCUGCGACAGGAUUUGGAGAGGGUUCGCAACCUGUGCUACAUGGUUAGCAGACGAGAAAAGUUGUCCCGCUCUUUCUUCCGGCUCCGAGAACAGACAUUCCACAAGCAAGUGUCAGUCCUUACGGAGCCAAGUUACACUCUCAGCAGCACAGAGUUGACAGCUGUAAAAGAAGCUAACCACGGGCCUUCCAUAUAUGACAGGAUGUAUUCCCACGCUAACGCUCCAGAACUGAGCACCGACUUUGACACCGUCCUGGCGAGAAUCGCUGGUAUCGCUUCCCCUACACCUGAAGACAAGGGAAAACUCGACUUAAAUGGGUUAGUCAAAUUGAGUAAGUCAGAUAAUCCUUAUAAAAAAAUGUACUUUAACGGAGGCGUUGUACGUCGCAGAAGUAUGUAUGGAAGCAUGUCCAGUGGAAGUGAAACCGACAGCAAGUUGAGGCUACAUAGAAUGGAUAUAGACAGUGCGGUCUCAAGUGGUGAUGACAGAAAAUCGAAGGUGAACAUUGCAACGACCUCAAAGAAAAACUCAUUAAUGAACAAAGAAAAGAAAUUGAGUAAGAAAAGAGCUGUGUCUCGUGCAGCUGUUGACUCUUCCACUGAAGAUGAAGUGAGCACCAAAUCCAAACCAUCAAAAGCUAAAUGGGAAUCGCCUAGGAGCAAAUCUCUAAGGCAGAUGGAAAAAGAACUUACGGAUAAGUCCGGACCGAGUGAUGAUAGUGAUGAAAUAAUGACUGUUAAAACUAGUAGCAAGAAAGAUUCCCAAAAAAUCAGUGGAAUUUAUUCUGAUAGUGAUUCUGAACCCUCCGCUCUUGAUGAAGAUACAGCUCCCAGUGACUCACAACAACUUACGAUGCGAACAAAGGCUGCAAUGAAAGAGUUUUGUGCUGGUGGUCAGCAGAGUAAGAAUAAACGAACUAAAAAAACAAGUUCGAGAUUACAGAGGAAUGAGAAGGAUGACGUCAAAGAUGAGAGUUCUGCAGAUGAAUACCAAAGAGAGAAAGAAAAUAUCAAAGUAUCCAAGAAAAAGAGUUCUACUGAAUCUACACCUACUGAGUUGAUUGUCCCACAAAGACAAGCUGCCAAAAAGGCAACUGAAAGUAUGCGUGGUAACCAAGUAAAAACUAAGCCUGAUGUUGCUGCCCCAGACCAAGAUUCUCCACCUAAAGAUGUGUCUCCUAGUGAGGAAUCUAAAUUAAAAACUAAUAAAAAUAAAAACAAAGACAAUAAAGAUCUGAAAAAUAUUAAAGAUGCAAAACUAAACAAUGAUGUGUAUGAAUUUGAUAAAGAAACUGGUGAUACUAUUGAUAUUCUCGCUUAUGUCCCUCAACGCCAAGCAGCUAAAAAAGCAGCUGAACACAUGAAAAGUGGAAGAAUACCAGGUUCCCAGAAACAACCUUCAACACCAGAUCCAGAUAUAGAAAACAAAGGGAAAGCACCAGACUCCUUAAAGAAUAAGAAAGAAACAGACACUAUCAAAACCAAAAAAGAUGUUGAAAAUGAUAGAACUCAAAAACAAUCAGUAAAAUCUCCUGAGAAGAAAGGAAGACGAACAUCCAAAUCUUCCGUAUCAACAUCGUCUUCCUCAGGAAGCUCUUCGUCUGAUUCUUGUACAACAACAUCAAGUUCUGAUAGUGAGGAUACAGAUUUAAGUCCAAAAAAGACAAAUGAUAAGAAAGGCUUAUUUGAGCCACCUGUCCAGGUUAAAAUUCACAGACAAGAUAGUCAAGAUAAAAAAUCUAAAUCUCCAGAAAAGAAGAUUCAACCCAAAAAACCGGAUACGCCCUUUCUUGACAAGGGACAGCAAUCCGCUGAAAGCAGUUCUUCAACCCCUUCUAGUUCAGAAUCAGACAAUGAGUCACCCACAAGGAGGACAUUGUCACCCUCUCCAAAGAAAUCUGCUGAUACUGUCUUGCAAAGAAAGGCCUCUGAGGUUAAACCCCAAGAACAACAAAGAAACAAAGAUGAUUCCUCUACAAAGUUGGCUGCCUCAAAGAAACUCAGGAAAACGCCCGAUAAGAAGCUUAAAACUUCCGACGGGCGGCCUGAGCUUCAAUUUCAGCAGCCGCCUAUUGAAAGAGAGGAAUCAACCCGAUCCAAAAGUAAACCUACAUCACAAGAUAGGAAGACUAGAUCAAGUUCAAGUGAUAGACUCAGACAACUUGAAGCCAAACAUGGAGAUACUUCUUUCAAAACCCAUACCACAGUUACCAGUCUUAAAAGUCGAAGCAGGUCGAAUACACCCCAAGGUGAUGAAAAAUCUUCAGUGGAAAGGACUUCUCGGUCGCCACAGAAAAAAGAACAGUCCAAGCGAGAUAGAAGGGAGAGAAAAUCAAGUGACAUCACAGAGCAUAGUCCGGAAAAGAAAUCAGAAGAGUCUCGUGAUGAAAUCAGCAGGAAAGAGAAAAACAAGUCCCAAUACAUUACAACUGAGGGCCAGAAAAUUAAUAAGAAGGUAAGCUUACGAAAUGAACACAAUCCAAGCGCUGCUAAAAAACUUGAUUUGGCUGAUCAACAAAGUAAAAAGAAUUCAGAAACAUCUGAAAAGCUCACAACGAAAACAAAAGACAAUCUUUUUGUCAAAAGAGAUAAUGACAGAUUGGGGACUCAUAAUGAUAACAAGUAUGCGGAAGAAAAAGCACAUUUGAAUAUUUCUCAAGUAACACAGUCCUACCAUAGUGAUAAAUUUGAAAAGACCGGUCAACAGAGAUCACUUACGAGAUCUCAAAAACAAAAUGAAGAUAUUUCCAAAGAUACUAAUGAAGAUAGCUCUGAUGAAUCUGAUGGAUCUUCAAGUUCAGAAGAAAUUUGCAUCGAUGAAGUAGAAACAAAGACAUCAGAUAAUAUAGCAACCAUUACAAAACUUACUGAUGCAGAAGCGAGUAACAACAACAUUCGAAAUCUCAAUAAAGAAAGGCACACUAUUGAUGAGAUCAAUGAUGAACACAUCCAAAAUAUUAAAUCCAAUACUCCAUUUAUUAAAGUCAGCCAAGAUAAAGAUAGUGCUAACAUUUACUCUGUGGAUGAUUGUAUAGGUCAAGCAGAUAUUGUCCUAAGUGAUAUUAAUUUAAAACAUCUAAGACCAGGCGAAAAAGAAGCGUAUGAUGGAGAACUACCUAAUAGGCAUCAAUUUAAAAGAGAUAACCAUGAUGCACAUGAGUCCCAAUUUACAAAAGGUGGUUCUACUUUUGAGAAUGAUUCAACAUCAAGACACCACAUUGUAUCCAAUCUUGGAAAAGAUAAAAGUAAUGACAUUCAUUCAGGUGACUUCCAAGUUGCAGAUUCAGAAGCAGAACCAAAGAAGAUAAGCUCAAGAAAUUCAUCUCUAUCAGCUCCAUCUUACCAACAUCGCUCAAUAUUUUCACCUCAACAACAACCAAAAGAUGCUGCUGUAGCUGAUCUAUUUGAUUUUGGAAAUGACAUGCUAGCAGUAGAUGAAACCGUCAAUGAUGAUGGUUUUGGUUUGCCCCGAAAUUCUGAUGAAAUUCUACGUGCUCAACCUUUGACCUUUUCUUUUUCAAAUGACAUUUUAUUCAAAGAAGAUUCAAAAGAAGACAGUGCCCGUGAAACUCUCAAUCUUGUAGAAAAAUUAAGAUUAGAGUAUGCCAAGAAAACAACCACCCAAUCUGAUUUGUCUGAGCCAAUGACCCCUGGAUCUGAAUUUGCUUCUGCACAACAUGAAAUUCCUGAAGAUUCUAAGCAAGACUUGAAUUUAGAGCCAAUACCUCCUGAAACACCCACCCCUGUAGAAGCAGUUGAAAAUGCAGACCCACCCAAAACUGAAAUUGAGUGUUCAGUAAACGUAAUAGAACCAAUAGUCGAGCAUCAGCCGAACAUUGAUAUGGUAUCUAUGGACCAAAAUAUGAUUCAACCCAUUCAUGACAAAAAGCAUGAAAUCCCUCCACCUUAUCAUCAGGCAGAUCCAUACUCAUACCAAUCAUGUGCAAUGCCAAUUGAUGUUGACAAAGUUCCUGGACGAGACAAAGUAGAUCGAAGCAACAGUGCACAAGCAGAUGAGAGGUGGGUCCCUCCCAGUAAUAUUCCAUCCCACCAUUAUGAGCCCAUACCAUCUCCUUAUACUGAUGUCCAUGGAAGAAAUAAAUGGGCAGAAAGUGAAAUUCUUCCUUCUAGACGCUCUUCUUCAUCCUCAGCUUCCUCCACAUCGUCUUCUUCCCAUCGAGAUGAUGUGGAUCCAGGGAAAAGAGAAGAACCAUCCUACCAUGAUAUACCUCCUCCGACUCCAAGUAUACCUAAUAUGUUGCCUGAAUUGGUGCAAUACCCAACUCUACAUACCAUGGCAUACGGUCCUUGUGCACUCCCAGACGGUCAGCCAUAUCAUCCAUACUCAGAGGCAUCACAGUUUGUUGGUCCCGUGGGAUUAUUCCCUCCGCAAAUGCCUUUCCCAGGUACAAACUUAUAUCCUUUUGCUGGAGCUUAUCCUGGGGCGCAUGGAAUGCUGCCCAAAGUGGAUGAUACAUUGCAUAUACCUCCAGCGCCUUGUGCUGCAGCAUUUACAUCCUCAUCACAUAACAUGGCCCUAACUGCAGCAAUGGUAUCACCCAACCCACCUUUAACUCCGAUGACGCCUUCCAACAUUCAUGAACCUCCAACACCUAUGACUCCAGCACCAUUUCCUGAACAAUGCCGGCAAGUUCAACCAACUGAAGAAUCUCCAGUUCAGAAUAUUGAUUCUUAUAACCAUAUUCCAUCUGAAACUCAAGUCGAACAAGCACCACCUCCAUCUCUUCCACCUCCACCACCUCCCCCUAAACCGGCCCCUGGUAAAAAGUCUCCUGCAAAACCAACUAGGUCUUCUGCAAGGGUUAUUCAGCAACAGAAAUCACCAGCAAAAUCACCCGGAAUAUCACCGAGACAGUUAGAACCUCCCAAAACCCCUUCGAGAGUACGAGAGCCAGGCACCACCAGAGGUAGAGGGGGAAGAGGCAGCAGAGGAGGAGGAACCUCACGAGGUAGAGGAAGGGGUCGAGGUAGAGGAAGAGGUCAGAUUCAUCAACAGUACCACCAUAAUUCAGACCCGAAUGCUAUCCACAGUAAACUGGCAGGAACUGUCUAUGACUUUGAUUUUGAUGAUGACAUCGAUAAUAGUUUGGAAAAUCUGAGAGCGAUGCGUGAGCGUAGACGUUCAACUGAUGUUCAUGAAAGGAAAUCAUCUGAUAGCUCAUUUUUGUCAAGAGAUUCCUCAUCUUCUCCUAAAUUUACUAGCCCUCAUCACAAUUCAAAACUUAAAUCAAACUAUUCAGCCGAUGUUAGGGAACUCAAGCCUCCUACUCCCGUCAGUCGCCUGACUAACCACAAUGAAGAGGAAAAUGCAUCAAGAGUGGGAAUUGAAAACUUCCCUGAUGUAGUACAACCUAUGCUGCCAGGACCUGUAGAUAUGAGAACUUACAGUUCAUACGAACAAACAAGUAGCAGCUUGUACCACGAUAACCUCAUCGGUGCUUUCUCAUCUAACACUGCUGCUGAACAGCAAGACUACAGCAUAGACGAUUUAGAACAUCUAGCUCAAUCUAACACUUCUCAGAACAAACCUCUGAUUGAAAACAAAAAGGAUGCUCAAGUACUUCCUCCGACUGACGCUCAAAAUGAAAUCACCACAAAUAUCGUAAGAGACCCAAUGAACGACUCGCGCAAUCAGCUAAAGGUUAAAAUUAAAGGACCCUUCCUAGAUGCCAACUAUGCCUCAACUGUCGUGCCAGCUGCUCAACCUGUGUUGCCCCCGACCGCUCCAGACUCCAGUAUAUCAUCUAUGCCAUCCUCCGUCAAUGCCUCCGGACCAUCCAACCUGAGACGGAUGCGCAAGAAGGAACUCCUGAGGCAGUACUGGACACAAGAGAACAUGGAUGACCCGGCAGCUGCUGUAGCUACAGGUCAAACUGCCCCACCUACGGCCGCACCACCUCUCAGUAGAACAGUGAUCACUAUUCCGAAAGCCGUAGCAUCUAUGACUAGCAUACCCACUCGUGAGGAUUACAAGUUCUACAAUGCCGGAAUAGACACCAGCAACGAUAAAAAACGCAGAAAAGAUAAACCGUCCGAUUUAGAUUUUGAUGAAGACACUGACAGGAGAAACAGCAAUCUUUCUGUCGUGCCAGAUAAUCCUCAUCCGUUCAAGAGAAGAGGCAGACAACCUAAAACAACAACUGUAACCACUCCCAAACUUAAGAUCAAGUUUGGCACUACAAACUCUGUUGAAUCCAGCGGUCCAGUGGCUCCAAGUAAUGACGAGAAAAAGAAUCUGAGAGAGAGGCCGCCAAAGAAGAGGUUGAGCAGUGUCCCGAUGCCAUCUGUGGAAGAAUUAAAGAGAGAAAGUAUGAAGUUUAGGAAAAUGGUAAUGGCCGACUUUGACGAAGAAGAGAAGCAAAAGAGCAAGGAGGUAGUCGGAAGUCGCAGGAAGAAGAAAGGAGAUAAGAGUUUCACCGAUGUUCCUAAAGUGAAAGUCAUCACAGACGGAGAAACGCCCAAGUUGAUCAUCAAGCUCCCCAAGCGCAGUGACGACAGCGGCAGCGGGAGUGUACCUUCGCAACAGACAGUGGUCCCUAGUGAUAGUCCACCUCCCCCCUCCCCCACCGCCGCCAGGACUAGUGAGUGUUCCGAGUUAGACAAAGUAAGGACGUCCAAAAUAACUCCGAUAAGGUUAAAAUUUGCCCGGUGCGAAGAAGGUUACAAGAUGAAGAAGGAGACCUUAGAACCUAGUAGUGAAGAGACACCUCCUGCAGUGCAGGCGCCGACCACGAGCACCCUCCCGCUCAGUCAAGACUGCGUGGUGAGGUGAUGCUAGUGGCAAUUUUAAGCAAUUUAAUAGGUUAUAUCAACGUUUUAUUGUUUUGUUUUAUCCGACAGUUUUAUAUACGUUGAUAACUAGAUGCGAUCUGUUAACCUUCACUAAGUGAUGGAUUUACGGUUUACUCAAAGUGAGCCUGAUGUGUACAGCCUUCGAAUAAAGUAUAUAGCUACUGAAAAGUGAUAUGGAUUUGUAAAAUUGUACUUGUUAUUAUAAUAUUUAUAAAACUGUGAAUUACUAGGUCUGUCAUGUAAAAUUCCUCUUUUGUUUAAAUGUAUAUUUGCACAUUGUAUGUAAAUAAGGUUAUGACGUUUUGACGAAAGUGCAAAGGAAAAAUAGUGUACAAAUGUCAAUUACGAUAGCUGUUUGUCUGUACUUUAUGUAAAUACUCUACGUGUCCUAUUGUUUGUCGAUUGUACAUGAAUGUGCUGUAUUAUUUGUACUAUUUUUUAGAGUAUUUUUUAAUAUAUGUUUGUAAAAAAUAUAAAUAUGUCAAAUAGAUAUAUUACAGUCUUAAGUGUAAUUUGUAAAUGAAUUGUAAGUAAAGUUUCAAUUUAAUAUUAAUAUUAUUUGUAUGUACAGAGAUUAUAUAUUAUUUUUCCUUUCACAAUUUAAUAAUCCUUAGAAAUUAAUUGUUGGACAAUGUAACUCUAUUGAUCUUUUGAUGACUUGAUAUUUUGAAAUUUGUUAUAGUUGAAGGAAAUAAAAUAGGAUUCAUUCUAUUAUUCACUAAUAUAUCCGAACAAAAGAAAAUACAGGACAUUUUGGGAUACAACUGGGGCCACCAAUUUGAAACAGUUCCUCCAGGAAAUUUUUUAAAAUACCAACCAAGAAUGAUAUUUUAUUUCAAUAGUAAUACCAACAAAUGAAAUUUACCGAUUGAGUAACUCCUCGACGGUUAGUAAUAGCAACUUAUCUUUUACAUAUAAAUUAACUAUUAAAAUGUUUAUAUUAUAUAUUUGCACUGAUCAAAUUCUAAUUUUUUUCAUCAGGGCCCUCAAAAUUGAAAAAAAUAACACUCAAUUCUUUUUGACAUCCAAAGGACCUGUUUUAAAAAGCAUUAAAAUUGUAAAAACAUUUCUUUUUAUUAUUUCAACAUACUAUUUAUUUUUUAGAAGUUGUUUGGAUGUUUGUAAAACAUGAAAUAUAAAAAAAUAGAUCUGUAAAGGUUUUAGACCAAUUAUUCUACUAGUUUUUGUUUUCACUAUUAAGUUUCACCUCUUUCCACUUGUAACGGAUGAAUUUAAUUGGUUUAGAAUAGUUGUUUUAACACCAAAUGCUUGGUAUUAAACUAAUAACAAUCCAACGAACACGUCAUCCAGAUCAUACUGUGUAUUUAAAACUAAAUUGAAUGAAUAUUCCACUAUACAAAUUUGGUUGAAUUUAUUUGUUGAUCCUAUUAUGAACUGUAUUUCUUUUAAUAACAAUUUUAUUCAAUAAACUAACUGAAAUUUUGAAAUUUGUUUCGGAUGCAAAAAUUAAGCUUUAGGACAACGUAUGCUAUAUUAACUACUUGUUAAGCUGCCGUAGUAUUAUAUACACCUUGAUUAAUAUAUUUCAAAUUUAGUUUCAAGUUAAAUACUGGCUUACCAUUGUAAAAAAGUAUAACUGAACAAUAUUGUUAUUUAAAUUAAUUCCCAAAAUACACAACUUGCUUACUAUAUGAUGCUGGAUUAUAUUUUCUCCUUGCAGGUAGAUGUCUAAUGUUAUGUUUUUAAUCAUUAUUCUACCUGACACAUACUUUAAAUUGGGUAAGGAAAUGAUGUCCUUGAGUAUUUUUAAUUUAGACUUGGAUAUCUUGUGUUAAAGAUUAAUUUACAAAUGAAAUAAAUUUGUGUGUGACUUCCAAUAAAACAUUUUUUUUAUGUUAUGUAAAAGUUAUAUCCAUCAAUGAAAAGGUCUGAACAAAAUUAACAAACAUAAAAAAUAAUAUAUUUUUUUUGCAACUAAGGGCUAACAGAGGGUUGUUUGGUGUUCAACAAAAUAAGGACAAAGAACUAUAAGUGUGAAAAACUGUCAUGGCGGAUUGACAUCUCUUUUAAUCAUAAUGGUUGUAGAUUUUUAAGAUGUCUGAGCAAAGUUAUUGAUCUCCCACGCCCUUUAGAGGAUUUAAAUUGUGAUACUACUGGCAGAUUAAGAAAGUAAAUAAUAUUUUUGUGAAAUUCGUCGGGAUGUGCAAAUUGUUUGAAUGUAUUUUUAUCAUAUUUUUAAAAAGUUCUAUUUAUUCUGUGCCAAUUAUGUAGAUGUUUUUUAUGUCAAGCAGGUAAUAAGUAUCUGACUUUUUAAAAAUAUAAGUAGUUAUUAAUUGUUGAACUAGCAUGUUUUUACUUUUUUUGUUUUCCUUUUCCCUCUUAAAGUAUCUUAUCUUAUGUGUAUUAAAGAAAUACUCAAGUUGGUUUGGUUAUUCAUUUAGUUUCAAUCAAAACUUAUAUUAAUAAGAUUUACAUAAAUUACUCCUGUCCCAAAUGAAAAAUUUUGCUCAAACAAUGUUUGACUGUAUUUGAUUUUUCUUCUCGAUGGAUACACCUUAAAUCUCGUUUUUAUGUACAACAAAAAUAAAAAUCCUUCGAAUGUUUUACAGUUAUCUGCUGCUGAGUUUCCUAAAAAACAAACAUAUCGGUUACUUUUAACAGUUAACUUUUGGUCUCAAAAUCUCCCUGUAACCACCAGAGCUUACAAUUAAUAUGUCAAUAUUAUGUUUUCUGUAACUGGAUAGUAAUACUAUAAUUGUAGUAAUACUAUAUUGUUCCAUGUAAGGUCUUAUUCAGAUAACUCUGCAACGAUCUUCAUUUGAACAGUCAUUUUUUGCUUAUACACAUUAUAAAUUUCAUUUAGGAAUUUCUAAAUUGAAAAACAGUCAAACCCAGCCUAGAACUUCAACAGUUUGAUUAGAUAAUGAUUGUGUUUAAGUACGUAGCAUUUAAACUACUAUAGAUUGUGUUCCUAGACAAAAUUUACAUUUUAAAUGUUUUUUUUAAUGUACUCUGUAUUAUUAAUAUACUCUAACAAAAAUAUUAAUUGUAGAUAUAAAACCUACUAAUGUGUUCGGGAUUCACAAACCUUUUUAAGCUCACUCAUAUAAACAAUAGCUACUAAACUUUGAGGAUGGUUCUUUUACUUGUAAAAUAAAUUAAUUUUAACUUAACUAAAUGAUUAAUAAUAUUUAUUCUUAUUUUGGUAAUGUUUAGUCACUAUUUUUCCUAACAUGCUUACUUAAAGAUCUCACUAAUUAAAGAGUUUAACAAUCAAAUGGAAGUUUAGCGAUAUAAGUAGCAUUGUGUAAUAAGAUUUUAAACUCUAAGGCGCACAUUUUACUCUUGUUUUUUUAGUAAUAAGCACAUUCAUGAAUACUUGUUUGAUUCAUGGUUUUAUUUAUGAUACAGUAAAUUCCUUUUAUUCAUUUACUAAACAAGAAACACAUAGAGAAUCGACUACUUAAUUUUCAAAUUUAUAUAUGUUAGUUAUGAAAUACUUAUGAAUGUAUAGUUGAUCUAUGCUUUUCCCGUUAAAUUUGGUCAAAAGAGAUAAUUAUUACUUUUUUCUAGGACAAUCUUUUGAAUUCUAUGUGUUAACUCUCAUUAAUUAAAUGGAUUAUAUAAACCAAUAUACGUAAAGUAAAAUAUAUUGAUUUGUACUUUAAAAAUCAAUAUAUACAUAUAUAUACCUGUUUAAAGUAUAGUAGAUUUAUCGAAGGGUUUAUAAAAAUAUUCAUUUCUAAUAAUUGUUAUCAGUGAAUUAUUGUUAACAUUUAUAAAUUGCGUCAUAGGUUUUAUUACUUUUAACUUGAAAUUGUAUGUUGUUGCUCUCUUGUAACCAAUACGUUAAUAAUAUUUCUAGUCUCUAAGCUAGCCUUGGACCACAGUAAUUUUGACUAUAUUACUUUAAAAUGCUGGUAAUUGUUUGUUUUUUACAUAGGAUACAAACAGAUAUGACUUACCGAGUUCUCUAUUAAAAUUUUCAUCGCCAUUAAAAAAAAAUGUUUGAGCAUGCUGUGGUUUUCUAAAAUCAAUUGUUAAGUUUUAACGCUGUUGAACCCUUAUUGCACAAGAAGUAGUUGAUUAUUAAUCCCUGUAAUUAAAGUUACAGAUAUCUUCUAUCUUCUGUUUUCUUUAUUUUGUUAUCUUUUUCAACUGUAAUGAUUAGUAAUAUGUUUAGGGUAAAUUUGUACAGGUUAUUGUUUUGUACAGAAUAUAUUGUUUUGGUUUUAUUUUUUUAAAUAAUUUUUUCUGGAUGUAAUAUUGUGUAUCAGCAUAUAAUUUUAUCGACCUCUGUAAAUAUUAACGAAAUGCUGAUCUUGUAAGAUAUAAUGUGUUUUAA
Macrosteles quadrilineatus (aster leafhopper) is the source of this 12847-nucleotide messenger RNA. Its product is annotated as PHD finger protein rhinoceros-like. The coding region runs from base 197 to 8521 and encodes 2774 amino acids. The transcript has 12 exons. NCBI's taxonomy places the organism in Eukaryota, Metazoa, Arthropoda, Insecta, Hemiptera, Cicadellidae. Gene Ontology annotation, biological process: regulation of transcription by RNA polymerase II. The record is from RefSeq and is a predicted model, not a curated record.